Molecule: messenger RNA, 661 nt
Organism: Metopolophium dirhodum (rose-grain aphid)
Lineage: Eukaryota; Metazoa; Arthropoda; Insecta; Hemiptera; Aphididae
Exons: 4
Coding region: 49-636 (195 amino acids)
Source: RefSeq, a predicted model, not a curated record
UUGAACUACGUUGAUACUUGUAUCUGGUAAUAAUAGUGUUUACCAAAUAUGAAGUGUUUACUAAUCAAUCUUAUUGUUUUUGUAAUUGUUGUUAAUUCGGAUACAAUUAAACGUCUAUUUUUACCACAAUUACCAAUUGGUGAAUACCGAGUUAAUGUAUUAGGAGUUAUACGCUAUGAUUCAAUCCAGUCAAAUGGCCAAAUUAAAUUUAAUCUUUACUUAAGCAAAACGUCAGCCAACAUUUCAGAAAUCAAAGGAAACAUUACCAAUAGCAUUCCAAUAGAUGACUCUCUUAAUGUUGAAAUCAAUAUGGCAGUAAAAGAUUCUAUCGGUGGUUGGAAGGAGAAUGCGCAUAUAUUUAAGGAAUCCAAAGCUUGCUCGUCAAUCAAAUCGUUCUUCGGCGACUUGUGGAAUCGAGUAACGGAUAGUCUAGGAAUAUAUAACACCACUUGUCAUAUUCCCGUGGGAUUUUAUAGAGCACCAGGCUUGAAUACUGAUAAAAACUUAUUUUCCAACUUUCCCAAGAAAUUUUUUUAUGGAACAUACAAAAUGCGUGUUCAUUAUGAAAAAAAUAAUAUAGUCUAUGGCUGUUUAACUUUUGUUAUAGAGAUGAAACGGCUUUGGGAAACUGAUUAAACAUUAAAUUACAAUAAAAUGAUGG